AUGACCGCCAACUACUCGACCCAGACCUAUACUAUUCCUGAGAACAACCACUUCCUUGUCAGUCGUCAACCUUCUCCUGCUAGCUCCGCCUCCCCUCAGUCGCCUCGAAUGCAAGACUACCUCCAACAACAUGCUCCAAACCCGUACAAGCAGCUCCGGCCGCUCAAGUCGCCUCUUUACGUCCCUGCCGCCCUCCGUCCGACCGAGCAUUUUUAUACUCCGUCUCCUAUGACACCGCCUAAGAGUUUGCAAGGCUCUUUGGAUACUCUGGAGAAUACCGAGCCUCGGGCGGCCAGUCCUGAGCACCAAUACCCUAUGGACCUGGAAUCCUUCGAUCCGGACUGGGUCCAGGAGGAGGAGCUCGGUGAAGUCACAGGCCCCCCCACCAAGGAACAUUGGAAGCCCGACGAAGCUUCCCCAAGCUGCGACUCGCCUGAAUGCAGGUCGUCAUUCAACUUAUUUGUUCGCAAACACCAUUGCCGGCACUGUGGCCAUAUCUUCUGCUCUUCACAUACACCUUACACCAUCCCUCUUGACCAAUAUGCGAAGUUUCAUCCUGACGGUGUCGCCUCGCGGGCAUGCGAAACUUGUCAUCGUCAGUACCUGCGCUGGGACACGGCACGCUCAAUCCGCCGCAAGAACAGCCAACACAGUAAGUAUGAGGACUUCAACAGUGAAAGCGGUCCGCCUACGCCGCUGGCGGGCCCAGCAGGCCAUCGUCGCAUUCAGUCGGGCGGGCUCCGGGGAGUCAAACCUAUCGCGGAAGUCGCAAACAGCGUUCCAAAGGACUGGCACUGGUCGACCUUCUGA
This is a messenger RNA of Exophiala spinifera, 810 nucleotides long. RefSeq lists its product as uncharacterized. Gene Ontology annotation, molecular function: metal ion binding. The coding region runs from base 1 to 810 and encodes 269 amino acids. The record is from RefSeq and is a predicted model, not a curated record. NCBI's taxonomy places the organism in Eukaryota, Fungi, Ascomycota, Eurotiomycetes, Chaetothyriales, Herpotrichiellaceae. The transcript is spliced from 2 exons.